This is a messenger RNA of Pelobates cultripes (western spadefoot toad), 648 nucleotides long. The record is from the annotation of a GenBank genome assembly. Lineage: Eukaryota; Metazoa; Chordata; Amphibia; Anura; Pelobatidae.
AUGUCAUCUGACCUCACUACCAUCUCCCAUUAUUACAGGUCAUCUGACCUCACUACCAUCUCCCAUUAUUACAUGAAAUCUGACCUCAUUGCCAUCUCCCAUUAUUACAUGUCAUCUGACCUCACUACCAUCUCCCAUUAUUACAUGUCAUCUGACCUCACUACCAUCUCCCAUUAUUACAUGUCAUCUGACCUCACUACCAUCUCCCAUUAUUACAUGUCAUCCGACCUCACUACCAUCUCCCAUUAUUACAUGUCAUCUGACCUCACUACCAUCUCCCAUUAUUGCAUGUCAUCCGACCUCACUACCAUCUCCCAUUAUUACAUGUCAUCUGACCUCACUACCAUCUCCCAUUAUUGCAUGUCUUCUGACCUCACUACCAUCUCCCAUUAUUACAUGUCAUCCGACCUCACUACCAUCUCCCAUUAUUACAUGUCAUCUGACCUCACUACCAUCUCCCAUUAUUACAUGUCAUCUGACCUCACUACCAUCUCCCAUUAUUACAUGUCAUCUGACCUCACUACCAUCUCCCAUUAUUACAUGUCAUCUGACCUCACUACCAUCUCCCAUUAUUACAUGUCAUCUGACCUCACUACCAUCUCCCAUUAUUACAUGUCAUCUGACCUUACUACCAUCUCCCAUUAUUAA